AUGACAAGGUUUUUUCUCUCUGAGGGAGCAGAUGUCAACUUACGCUGCCAGAACGGCGAUACUCCUUUACAUCUCACUCUCCGUAAGUUCGUGUUGGACCUUGACGAAACGUCUCCCUCACAACCUUCGGAUUUCGUCAGAGUACAAGACGCGUGGUCUGACGGCAGGUGGAAGAUUGAGAGCCUUAAAGAUAUGAUAGAAGACUCUGAAGACGAAGAUGCCGCUGAAAUAUACCACACCGUCACAAAAGCGCGAAUAGAGGUUAUCGAUAUUCUCCUCGGGCAUCCCAACAUUGAAGUUGGCUUGAAAAAUAUCAUUGGAGAGACACCAAUGCACCUGCUUCCUUUCGGCAAAGAGCACUCUAUGACUCUCUUCUCGAAGCUAGCAAACAAGUCUCCACAAAUGACCGUCCUCAAUGAUAAAGGGCAAACGCCAUUACAUAUCGCCUGUCUCAAGGGGGACCAGGAAAUUGCAAACCACCUGCUUCAUUUGGAGCCUUCCUCCGCUUCCACUUUGGAUUCGCAAGGACUCAGCACUUUACAUUAUGCCAUACGCUCAGAAAAUAUUCAAAUAAUCACAAUUCUCUUGAGUCACUUUGCAAAACAAGGCUGGAGCACAUGCACUCAAGAACACCGAAGAUCCCUGUUGCAUUUCUACCUUGAAAGACCGUUAUGUUAUCCAAGGAUGGUUAAUGUUCUCCUGGAUUACGGAGAGAGCGCGAAUUUUAUCAAUAAAGAGGGGGAUUCGCCCCUCAGCAUCUACCUCAAAUCAUAUCACCUGGAGAACAAAAGGGCAAUUUGUCAGUUGUUGAUUGAACACGGUGCUCACCCAUUGUGGACGAACAGCUUGGGUGAAACCCUCGCUCAUGUCCGCAUGCACUCUUCUGUGGAGGACGGUCAAGUUCUUCAAGUAUUGCAAGAUUUCAACCUUAACAUACUUGCCAAGGAUCACAGCAACAAAAGCAUACUUCACCAUGCAGCCAUUUACGGUACUGUCAGUCAGCGGCUAGUCGCGUCUUUACCAAAUCAUUCUGUCCGUUCCCUUUGUGAGCCCGAUUAUGAUGGGUUGACCCCGCUUAUGUACGCCAAGAAAAAAUGUGCCAGUGAAGCAGAGGUCGAAGAUGAGUUUCUCAAUGAUCAAAAAUGGCAGACUAGUUUGGAUCUCUUACGCAAGAUGGAGGCAGAUUUGGUGGAGUAA
This is a messenger RNA of Penicillium lagena, 1197 nucleotides long. RefSeq names its product ankyrin repeat domain-containing protein. The record is from RefSeq and is a predicted model, not a curated record. Gene Ontology annotation, molecular function: protein binding. NCBI's taxonomy places the organism in Eukaryota, Fungi, Ascomycota, Eurotiomycetes, Eurotiales, Aspergillaceae. The transcript has a single exon. The coding region runs from base 1 to 1197 and encodes 398 amino acids.